CGGACUUCUCCCAAUCGUUACGCCCUUCCAAUGGUUCAUCCUAUUCUACAGCGUCUUGGUUUAUCUCUCGCUGUCCUCACUGUGGUAUCUGGCGAACUGAGUCAAACUUCGGACCCGGUCAAGGAUGCUAUCAACGAGCUGAAGGAGAAACUCCCUCCGAACGCCACUAUCACGGAUCACAUCCCCGACCCAUUUUUCUCUCUAUUCGGAGCAUCACACGGCAUCACUCCUGCUGCCAUGGUAUCUCCUGAUAACUCCGACCAGGUUGCGACUGCUCUAACUAUUUGCCACAAGUAUAAGGUGCCUGCCGCUCUCCGUAGUGGAGAAGGCCAUUCCUACAUCGGCCAGAGCAACGUUAACAAGGGUAUCAUUCUAAGCUUGCAGCGUUUCAAAGAUCUUAACGUCCAAGCUGUCGAUGGGGAUUAUAUAGUUCAAAUGGGAGGAGGUCUCGACCUGAUUGAGGCAUACACAAAAAUGGCUCUCCAUCAGCCGCCUCUGGGAUUCGCCGGAGGAUUCUCCCCGAGCACCGGGAUAGGGGGUUACUUCUCUGGAGGUGGCCACGGCUUGCUCGGUCCCAAGUAUGGCAUAGGAGCUGACCGGCUCGUCGCUGCUGACAUCGUUAUUUACGACAAGACGGCUAACGCAUUCCAACUCGUGAAGGCUACGUUGACCAAUGAGCAUGCUGACCUCUUGUUUGCUAUCCGUGGCGGGAUGGGCGGCAACUAUGGUGUGGUGGUGAACUUCUAUUACAAGGCAUUCAUUACUGGUAGUGUCCUCUAUUCUUCGGGAGCUACAAAUAUCUUCGAAGUCGAAAACUACGUUGGGCAUAUGAAGUCUUAUAUGGACUUCAUACAGGCUUCUACCACUCCCAAGGAGUUCAAUGCCGCACUGAUACUUGGAUAUUCCGCUUUCCAAGCCCUCUCAUACUAUUUUUCCAUCUGCCAAUGUGAUUCAAGGAACUGUUCGUCCUGCCUUGAUGUGACAAAUGUAUUCAGGAACUACACGGGCAUCACCAACUCGAGCGGGAUCCUCCCCGAUCAGAAGGAGAUGACUUUCGUCGAGGCCAUGUGGACGAGCAUGAAUUGUUUUUCGGUCUUCCCUACUAAAGGAAUUCCCGGUGCAUCAAUGCCUGAGAUCGAGGAGGCGAUGACUAAAUGUCGCGCUAUCGAGAAGAAAGUAGUUUUACAGUGGAUUCAGAUCCAGUACUACUAUCCCAGCAUAUUGACUCAUGAUAACCUCGAGGCCAUGGUGAGUCAUGUCUUGGGGAAAACAUGUGCUUCGAAAGGUUGUUACCAGUAUGUCCUGCCUUACACCCACCAGAUGCUCGAGGAGCCGACGGACUGUCUCGAUAGUUCCGGAGGAAAGUGUACCUCCUUUGACCACCGUCAGAAGGGGUUCUCUAUUGAACAUGGUAUGUUCCUCCUUCCUGGUGAAGACCCCUCCAAGGUGGUCGAGCCGUGGAUGGCUAAUAUGUCGGACACUGUGAGGCCCUUCUCAACCGACACCAAGUAUCAGAAUUACAUCGAGUCCACUAUGACUCGUGAUGAAUGGAUCCCUCGUUACUUCCCACAUAAUGGGACUUACGAGCGGCUUCAGGCGGUGAAGUGUAAAUACAAUGGUAUCGAUAUGUUCGACUUCAGACGUAUAACUAACUUCACUAUCGAUCUGAAUGAUUGCGAGGAUGGAACUUCCUCACAUUGCCCGGCUCGUUAGGCUGUAGGUUCAGCUCAUCCCAUAACAAUCUUCAUUUUUUCCCGUACUUGGCAUAUGUUAGUAUUUCAACAGUUCGCAUCGAAGUUAUCAACACCAGAACAAUAUGUCCGGUAUGUUAUAGCAUGAAUUCCUUAUAUUAUUAAGGCAUAUCUCCUUCCAUCAUAUUUAGAGACUACUCAAU
This is a messenger RNA of Perkinsus marinus ATCC 50983, 1894 nucleotides long. RefSeq lists its product as hypothetical. Gene Ontology annotation, molecular function: FAD binding. Bases 31 to 1713 code for a protein of 560 amino acids. The record is from RefSeq and is a predicted model, not a curated record. NCBI's taxonomy places the organism in Eukaryota, Perkinsozoa, Perkinsida, Perkinsidae. The transcript has a single exon.